Thamnophis elegans (Western terrestrial garter snake) is the source of this 1076-nucleotide messenger RNA. It is a transcript of the gene SERTM2, whose product is annotated as serine rich and transmembrane domain containing 2. NCBI's taxonomy places the organism in Eukaryota, Metazoa, Chordata, Lepidosauria, Squamata, Natricidae. The record is from RefSeq and is a predicted model, not a curated record. Gene Ontology annotation, cellular component: intracellular membrane-bounded organelle. Bases 625 to 903 code for a protein of 92 amino acids. The transcript is spliced from 2 exons.
UAGCUCCGUGCAGAAAGAGAAAUCUGUUCAGGUCUGGCCACUGUCUAAAGAAAGAAAAGAAGAGAACCGGUGGGUAAAAUCAGCUCUCAGUCAGCUGUCCGCAAGGCAGAUGGAUUUGUCGCCGUUCCUUCGCCUCUGAAGGAGAAUGUGCAACCCAGCUGGAGAAGUGAGACAGCUAAGGGAGAAGCAGUGCCAGUUUGUGCCUAUCACACUGCGAAGCUGUGAACGUUCAGAAGCAACCCUACUUCACUUGUGCUCUCUCUGGAAAGUCAAACCUUCUGGGUCUGGUAGCCCAAGAGCAAAGAUCUCACCGAUCCGGACAAGAGACGUUCCUGGGACAACCUGUAAGAAGAUGCCUCUUUAAAAGCCCCCAGGUAGGGUCCUUGUGGGGUCAAACCUGCUCAGGUUCCUUCCAGCAGCAAAAGAGCAAGCAAAGUCUGGGGAGAAGAUGACUAUCCAUGAAAACAGCUUUCCUCUGCAACUUAAAGAUUUUUAGCAUCUCCGAAAAUUUACUGCAAUAUCGAACGCAUGAAUCCAACAAGGACUCCUUUCUUGGACUGUGUAGAAAAAGGAGCAACGUGUUUAUGAGUGAACAGAGGAGGAUGGACAAGGCCUGAGUAAGCAAUGACUGAACUUGUCUUCAGACACCAUGGAAACCUUACUGGCCGUUCUCACCCACACCCAACAUUGGCUACAGAAGCAGCAAUCGCAGAUAAGUAUUCUAACCUCUAUAUGUAUGUGGGCCUGUUCCUAACCCUGCUAGCCAUCUUGCUCAUUCUUCUGUUCACAAUGCUUCUCCGCUUAAAGCAUGUUAUAUCUCCCAUCACCACAUCUCCAGAGAGAACGGAGAACGCCCAGGAGUUCACAGAUGUGGAAAUGCAUACCAGGAUUCCCAGCCCUUAAAAAAAUGGGACACAACGCGCUGCCGAGAAACAUGUGAGACGCACCUUUCACUGGAUGAAAUGUGAGAACAUUGUCCACUGUUGAAAACGGUCCAGACCAAGGGUCAACAAUCUGCGGCUCUGGAGCAGCAUGUGGCUCUUUUAUCCCUCUGCUGCGGCUCCCUGUCACCCGUC